GUGCAGCAAAUCUGCUAAGGUCUGCAAGGAAAUGAAAAUGGCAGAAUGAUCAGCAUGUGUAGUAGUUUCAGCAUCCCUGAAAGUUAGAUGCUGCCAGCAUUGUUCCAAACUGCUGAACAGGAGCAGCAUUGGCUCAGAGCUGUGUGUGGAGACAGAUUUGCCAUUGUUCCUGCAAUGCUCACAGGCAGCAUCUGUUGUAAACUGUCCUUUGGUAUGUGUUACCAAGCUCUGAGUUUUUCCUUUGUGUAGGGAAUGAGGUGUUGAUUAAAACCACUUUGAGUUGGAGAUGAAGCUAUGUCUCCUUUGGGAAUGAGACAGUUAACAGUCCAGUGAUUCUUCUGAACCUUUAAAAUUAAUUCUACAGGUGAAUUGCUUUUGAGCUGAGAAAAGAGCUGUGCAGAGCUGAUCUUGUUGAUUCUGGCCAUAGUGUUGUGUUUAGGAAGCUUUAAUGCAACAUCCCUUGGAGUAAUGCGGCAUUUAAAGACAGAAGUAUGAGGAAAACUGAAUUAAUAAUAAUUAUACCUUUAUUUUUUAUAACUAACUCAAGCUGUCAGUCAAAUUACAAGGACUGCAUGGUUACCAUCAGUAAAACUGUAAUAACUCAGUGAUAUGUCUUUAAUAACCACUGGAUUUGAACAGAGCAUUAAAAAUACAGGUUCCAUCUUGAAAAGACUUUGGAAUUCAGCAAGGGGAAUGAAAUUACUGCAUACUCUCAGAUACCUAAAAGCUGUGCAUAUAUGAGCAGUGACAAGUACACGCAGAGACCUUUGACACUGAAAACUGGCAAAGAUCUGUGCAGCAUCAUCUGUUUUAUAGUUGUUUGUCCAGUAGAGACUGCAAUUACUUGGUGACCUUUUAUUUUUAGGCAGCAAGGUCAUUUAGUCUAACUUUUUUUUUUCUGAGAAUGAGGCAGAAAUGUAUUUUAAAUCUUUGAGGAUGUAAAUCCUAAUGUUCAAACUUCAUUUUUUUUCCUUUUUUUUCUCAAGGUACUGCAACUGUUCUAUGUAGAACUUUACUCGAGUUGGAGCACUCAUCUCAUUCUUGAAGAUUUCUCAUAGCUUUUCUGCAACUCUGAAAGCAGAAAACAUGGUUGUUCAUCAACUGUUAAAUUCUUAUAAUUGUUUUUCAUCAAAGUGGAAAUCAAAUACUGCUCAGAACUAUGGGCUGAAUUAGCAUAACUUAAAUUCCACUGGACAUGGUCAAUUAAUGAGAGAACUGUUGAGAACAGUCAGCUUAUUUCAAAGUUGGUACUUUAAUAGUGACCUCUUUUAUAGGUGUCUAAAAUACCCGUUCUCUCCAUGGCUUGGGUCAACUGCAAGGACAAAUUCUCCUUUUAAGCCAGUUGUAUGAUAGAGUCUUCUGCUAGUGUAUAGAGUUGGCAUCAAUACUCUUGAAAUUUAAUCUUGUAUUUCUGUAUAAACUAGAGACUAUAAUGGGAAUUAAUCAUUGUCCUCCUUUAUCCAUCCAGAUGUUUGCUCAGCUGUUGUGGGAAAUCUUCACUUGAGCAGAUGCUGUGAAAAAUGACCUGUGAAAUGGAUGUGAUACAUAUACAGAUUUUUUUUAAUUUUUAUUUAGUUUGUUAUGGGAACGCUGUGUAAAACUAAAACACCAAAAAAGCCAAUCCAAGGUAACAUUAUUUUCAUUUUGAAUAUAAGGGCAAAGAAGUAGCCCUUUACAAAGCUGUCUGUGAAAUACUUCAGACACCAUAAGAAGACUCCUAAGUCCCAAACAUCCCUUCUUUGGGUGUCUGCAGCUUGUAUGCAGAGGAUUGCACUGAGAAAUUGUAUUGCUCUAUUUGGUUUGCUUUGAGUGCUGAGGGAUAUCUCUUACAGUAGUCCAUGGCAAAUCAUGUGGAUCCAAGGCUCUUUGUAUCUUGCUGUUGAACUUGGUGGAACAGGAAGAAUCACCCAUUUCAGACCCGCCAGUCAUUUCAGAGAAGGCACCUGCCACUAUGAUGACCGGGGGCUUAUCUGACACCAAGGAUGCUACUCCAGAAAUCCAGCGUAUUGUUAACCAGGUGAAGCCACAAUUUGAAAGCAAGGAAAACAGGAACUGUGCCAUGUUUAGAGCCAUAGUAUAUAAGACUCAAGUGGUUGCUGGGAUAAACUACUUUAUUAAGGUCCAAGUUUCCGAUACCGAGUAUGUCCACUUAAGGGUGUUUCAGAGUCUUCCUCAUGAGAACGAAGGUCCCAGCCUUGUUAGCUUUCAGACUGGCAAAACCAGAGAUGAUCCCCUGACCUACUUCUGAGAGAGGAUGAGAAGUUGUGUGGGGGUUCUGCCCAUGACACUAAAUAAAAUAAGUUUUGAAAACCA
Molecule: messenger RNA, 2313 nt
Organism: Myiozetetes cayanensis
Lineage: Eukaryota; Metazoa; Chordata; Aves; Passeriformes; Tyrannidae
Product: stefin-C-like
Exons: 4
Coding region: 1952-2248 (98 amino acids)
Cellular component (GO): cytosol
Molecular function (GO): cysteine-type endopeptidase inhibitor activity
Source: RefSeq, a predicted model, not a curated record